Messenger RNA from Oncorhynchus mykiss (rainbow trout), 1722 nucleotides. RefSeq names its product 3-oxo-5-alpha-steroid 4-dehydrogenase 2. NCBI's taxonomy places the organism in Eukaryota, Metazoa, Chordata, Actinopteri, Salmoniformes, Salmonidae. Gene Ontology annotation, biological process: steroid biosynthetic process. Gene Ontology annotation, molecular function: 3-oxo-5-alpha-steroid 4-dehydrogenase activity. Gene Ontology annotation, cellular component: membrane. The record is from RefSeq and is a predicted model, not a curated record.
GACCAGACUAGUGCACUCCUCUGUAAUGUAAUGUUUUAAUCGUAGCAGCUUGACAGUGUGGACUGCAGAGGGCAGGUUAGGUCAGUAAGGCUGGAGGGUUGGUUUCUGGGUUACUUUCCCUGAAUGGGAUUCUAUGAAGGGGAUUAUGGGGACCAAUCCAGGGCAACCUAGGGGUGGGAAACUAAAGGAUUGAUUCAAAACGCUGGACCUGGACUCCAUCAGAACAGCACAGCUGCCCAGGAAUAAAUUACAGACAAGAACUCAACAUGACAUGAGUCAACAGACACACACAGAGGAAGGAUCUGGAGAUAUUGUGGUGUUUCAGUUCAGCAGAAAGAGGACUGGGGUGGUGCUGCUCCUCUGGGAAGGAGUUGGGCAGGCUGGUUAACCCUGAGAGAGGGAGAUAGAUCUGCCUCACUGCCUGUGACCCUCGUUAACCCUGACACACUGAAGGAGGACCUUGUCGCACUAAGACGAAGGCAGAGCUCUGACCCAGAAUGCAGUGUUGGGACAACCUGAUCAACACCCUGAGCUGUGUGAUAUUCCUGAUGGGAGUGAGCCACCUGGUGCGUCUGCCCCAGGCCCCCUACGGACGCUACCUGGACUUGGGGCUGUCCUCCUCCUCCUCCAUGCCCAGGAUGAUGCCUGCUAGGCUGGCCUGGUUCCUCCAGGAGUUCCCCUCUCUCCUGGUACCCCUGAUGAUGAUGAUGACUACCACACCCAACCACACGGGGUCCAGCCUGGGGACCAGCCUGCUACUGGGGACCUUUUGUCUGCACUACUUCCAGAGGACGUUUGUGUACUCGGUGCUGAUGCGAGGACGACCGUUCCCCCUCCGUGUGAUGAUAGAGGCGGGGGUGUUCUGCAGUCUGAACGGGUUCACACAGAGUCACUACCUGGUCCACUGUGCCCACUACCACCCCACAUGGACCUCUGACACACGCUUCCUCAUUGGUUCAACCCUGUUUCUCCUGGGAAUGGCUAUCAACGUCCACAGUGACUAUCUUCUACGAAACCUGAGACAGCCAGGAGAAGUCGUCUACAAGAUCCCUAAAGGUGGUCUGUUUCGAUACGUGUCGGGGGCCAACUACUUUGGUGAAAUUGUGGAGUGGUUUGGCUACGCCAUGGCAACCUGGUCGCUGACUACCUUCUCCUUUGCCUUCUGCAGUAUGUGCUUUAUUGGACGACGGGCAGUCCACCAUCACAGGUACUACCAUGAGACAUUCCAUGACUACCCCAGGUCACGGAAAGCUCUGAUUCCAUUCAUCUUCUAAAGAACAGAUGAAGCUCCUGCAUUCCAACCAUAGGACUGGGAGACCCCAAACAAGCUCUUUAGAUCAGGCUUGCAUUCCAAACAGCAUCCUAUUCCCCAUAUGGUCCUCUGUUCAAACGUAGUGCAUUACUUUAUGUUGGGAAUAGUGUGCCAUUUGGGACAAAGUCCAGAUAUGAUCAGAUGACCUGCAUAUAGACAGUAGAGAUCUACAUAUAGACAGUAUUUAUCUAGCUAGAUAUCUACAUAUAGACAGAGAGAUCUAGCUGAUAUCUUCAUAUAGACAGUAUUUAUCUACCUAGAUAUCUAGAUAUCUACAUAUAGACAGUAGAGAUCUACCUAGAUAUCUACAUAUAGACAGUAGAGAUCUACAUAUAGACAGUAGCACACAGACCCCACAGAGCCCCAGGACAGCAACACAAUUAGACCCAACCAAAUCAUGAGAAAAACAA